AUGUCCUCUACGUCGCUGUUAAAGGAUACUUCAAAAGCACAGGAGAUCAACAUCGAUGGGGAAUCAGGGGUUGAUCUAGAAAGUCUCAGAUACGGUUCCUUUUCGUCGUUGCGAACUGCCGAGCUGCUUGAACUCGGUAGCCAAGAACUCGAUAAUGAAGUACCUCAGGGUCGCCAUCUCGGAGUAUUUUCCACUGUAGUGCUUUUUGUGUCAAGAAUCGUGGGGUCAGGCAUAUUCGCAACUCCAAGUAGUAUAUUUGUCAAUUGCGGUGGAAACAUGGUGCUUUUCUUUGGGGUAUGGUUUGUAGCGGCCUUGAUGGCUUUCGCUGGGCUCUACCUUUUCUUAGAGUUCGGAUGCCUGCUACCGAAGUCCGGCGGCCGCAAGAAUUUCCUGGAGGCCGUGUAUGACCGCCCCAAGCUCAUGACUAGCGUCACAUUCGCUACCUAUACUGUUCUAACGGGAUUUUCCGUCUCGAACGCUAUAGUUUUUGGGAAAUAUACUCUUUAUGCAUUGGGGUUUGACGAAGAUUUUGUAAACAACAGAUCAAAAGCCUGCAAUUAUAUCGGUGCAUUGCUGGUUAUGACCGUUGUGUUUAUUCAUGGCGUUUCUGUAAGACAUGGCAUUUUCUUGCAGAAUUUUCUUGGCGCAUUGAAAUUGUUACUCAUCGCAAUCAUGUCUUUCACAGGCGUAUAUGCCUUGUGCUUCUACAGAACCGAGGGAAACCAGAGCCCUGAAUUACCAAUAUCAGCGAACAAUUUGCAUGAUUUCUCUUCAGUUUCCAGUUCAUCUCUUACAACUGCAUUUAUCCAGGCAUUUUUCUGCUUUGCUGGGUGGGAUUCAGUUCAUUCUGUGGCUUCUGAAAUAAAAAAUCCUGUCAGAACUUUUAAAAUCGCAGGGCCUCUUUCCUUGAUCAUUGCAUUAUUAUGUUACCUGUCUUUGAACCUUGCUUACGUGCGUGUUUUGAGCUAUGAAGAGUUCAAAAAUGCAGGUCCACUGGUUGGAUCUAUCCUUUUCUCCAAGCUCUUUGGUCAAAAAUUGGGAAGGCAAUUUGUAACGUUAUCAAUUGCUCUAUCUGCAGGUUCCAACUUGUUUGUCGUAAUAUAUUCACUAUCGAGAAUGAAUCAAGAGUGCUUCAGAGAGGGAUAUCUUCCUUUCAGCAAUUUUAUGGCAAGUAAUAAGCCAUGGGGAGCACCACUCCCUUCACUUUUGUGUUGCGGACUCAUUACAACGACAUGGUUGAUUUUACUACCAUCUUCUGGUGACGCAUAUAAUUACUUGGUUUCGAUGGAAAGUUAUGCUAAUCAAUUUUUCCUUUUACUUGUGGCAAUUGGGCUGAUAAUCUAUAGAAAGAGAUAUCCUGAACGCGUAGCGGAAAUACAGGCUUCCCUGGUUGGAGUUUUCGGGAUUAUUCUACUAUCAUGCUAUCUUGUAGUUGGGCCAUUUAUCGGCGAACAGAAGGAAAAUACCAUACACUGGCUACCGAGCUACCAAAUUACUGCGAUACUCAUUAUUGCUGCGUGUUUUUGCUUUUGGCUGGUUAAGUUUGUUUUACUCCCUACCAUCAUGGGAUAUAAUCUUAAAGCUGAGCUGAUUAUAUUGGACGAUGGUUUAGUAGUAAAACAGUGGUACGCACAAAAAAAUGAGUAG
Lachancea fermentati is the source of this 1647-nucleotide messenger RNA. The record is from the annotation of a GenBank genome assembly. NCBI's taxonomy places the organism in Eukaryota, Fungi, Ascomycota, Saccharomycetes, Saccharomycetales, Saccharomycetaceae.